Drosophila guanche is the source of this 1299-nucleotide messenger RNA. RefSeq lists its product as uncharacterized. Lineage: Eukaryota; Metazoa; Arthropoda; Insecta; Diptera; Drosophilidae. The record is from RefSeq and is a predicted model, not a curated record. Bases 102 to 1151 code for a protein of 349 amino acids. The transcript has 5 exons.
CAGCUCACUCCGACUAGCGCCAGUGCACAAAACCGUGUCCAACCAAGCGUAUACCUUAUUUGCGAGCGUAAAUUACUGUAAGAAUUUCAAUUGUCAACAAAAUGGCGGCGAACAAUGUCCCCGAGUGGAUCAAUGCGGAACUAUUUGAAGAUGUUCUCAAGUCAACAGUGCCUGGCUACACCAAAGUGAAGACCUUUAAGGCUGACGCCGGCUCUGCAGCGGGAGAAAACUAUGCAACGAUUAUGCUGCGUGUCAACAUCGAAGUGGAGUUGGAAGAGGGAAAGUCAAAGGAUGUUUCCUACAUGGUCAAGCUGCCCCAUCAGCUGGAGCUUUACAAGGAAAUGAUGAAGCAGAAUAACAUCUUCGACGUUGAACGCUUGAUGUACUGCGAAGUUGUGCCCGAGAUGGAGGCUCUGUACAAGGAUGUGGGCGUGGAUGGCGCUUAUCCGGAGUUACUUAACCUUGGUGUCUUCAAGGAGGAGGGCAGGGCCAUGGUAACCGAAAUGCUUAACGGCAUGAUGUCGAGAUUCCUCAAAGUCUGCGUCACCUUCGACGGUCACGAGGAGUACAUAGAAGAGAUUAAAAAAAUCAUUCCUGUGGCCGUAGAUGAGAUGUUCAAAAUGGCCAAGAUCAAUACGCAGGAGUUUAAUGCUCUAAAUCAUGGAGACUUCUGGUCUAACAACGUAAUGUUCCAAUACGAUGCCUUCGGCAAGGUUAAGGAAGUGUAUCUUGUGGACUAUCAGCUUCCCAAGUACGGUACAGUGGCGCAGGAUCUGUUAUACUUCCUGCUUUCGUCCACCAAGCUGGAGGAUAAGAUAAGCAAAUUCGAUUACUACAUCAAGUUCUACCAUGACAAUCUGAUCGAGCAUCUGAAGGUCCUCAAGUACACAAGACCCUUGCCCACAUUGCGCAGCAUUCACUCGUCUCUGCUUAAACAUGGAAUCUUCGGUUUCUCUAUUGUCACUGGAGUUAUGAGUGCAGUUCUUUUGGAUCCUUCGGAGAAUGCCAGCUUUGAGAAUUUCGUGGGCGACAGUGAAGCUGGAGAGGCCUUCCAGAUGCAGCUCUAUACAAAUCCUCGCUACCGCAAACAUAUCCAGGUGAUCAUGCCCUGGCUCCUCAAUCGCGGGGCCCUGGAGACAACAAUUUUAUGAAAUUGUACAAUUCAUGCCUAUUUUGCGAUAGAAUUUAUCGCCAGCGCCGUGUGAUAAAGAUUUCUUUAUCUGUUUUGUUUUUGAUAAUGUGGCACAUACAAGAAUUAAUACAACAAAAAGAACUAUAAAUGUUCGCCAAACACCUAAA